GACCAAAUACCUUCUGUUAUCAAGGGGCAAGGUCUUACUUGUGUCAAAACCAUAGUAAAUACAAGCGAAUGACUUUUUUGCAUAUUUUUAAAAUAUUUGUUGAAAGCUCAUCUUUCUUUUAUUGUAGGAUUAGAUGACACAAAUACUGUUUAUUUACCAAUAAUUUGCUUGCUGAUUGUUCUCUGCUCAUUCAGCAACAUUUGAAAUUAUAAAUCCUGUUGUUCCCGUGGAAAAUCCCUGUAUUCAAGUAAGCAGCAAGCUACAGUGUGUCGAGCACUGUAGAAGGGAAUUUUCUUAGAUGCGUUGAGUUUUGAGAUAGCUUUCCAUUGUGUUUAAUGAUGCCACUUCUUAGACCCCAUGGGAUAACUUGAGUGCACAGUCGUGGUGCCUAGGAUAGGAGCUCUUGUGGCAAGUGGAAACAGAGUGCGUAAAAUGCCGGGACCAACCGAGUGUAGAACUUCUUACGAUUUAUUGGGAGGGAAAGCAUUUCAUUGAUUUGGGUACAAGCAUCAUGGCAGUGCUGCACCUUGUAGAUUUACUGACCUUGUUGAUUGUGUGCGUGUGGAGUUUGCUGUCAGGCUUUAGGCUCACACAUGAUCAUUAAUUAUCAACCAAAUAUUGAUGGGGGUGCUUCCCUAGAGGCCAGCUGUUUAUAAUUUUUGUAUUUAUAUGCAUGUUUGAUGGUCUGAUGCCCGUUCAUCCUUGGCAUUUACAUGUCUACAUGGUAAGAGAUUUGUAUAAAUUCAGUGUUUUCUGGAUGAACUUUUUUGUCUGUUCGUGAAAUGAAGAACACAAGUCUCGAUGUGUGAAAUCCCGUUUACAUUUCAUGAAAAAUCUCUUUGUUAUGCCUUAUGUAAAGCAGGUCAAUGGAAAAGUCAUCUGUAAGAUGUCUUAUCAACAGUAUUUCUCGAUUCAUGCAUCUCGUUUCAUGUCAGACAAAGAAGUAUUUGCCUAUUCAAAAGGAUUACGAGAUCAUGGUUAUAAUGUUAAAGCAUUUGAAACCAGUGCUUGAUGAAGUUGAUGAUUACAACAUAUCUUCAGAUGAAAUCCCAUGUAGAGAGUGUGAAGAACUCGAUGCUGCCGUUAAUGAGGCUCGAGAAUUUAUGGAGAAGUGGUGUCCACAGAUGAGCAGGAUUUGCAGUGUCCAGCAAAGUGAAGCCCUAUUGAAGAAAAUCCAGAGCUCUGCCCUGGAGAUUUGUCAAGCAUUAUGUAGAUUGUUGCAUGGUUCUCCAACCACUUCUAGUUUAACUAUUGUUCAGCACUGUAUGCAGGAACUUAAAGGUUUGAAGCAUGAAACAAUAACAGAGAUUAUAGAAGAGGCUCUGAGAAGUCUAAAAGAUGAUGUUGUUCCUUGCACUGAUCAUCUUAUGAAACUUAUCCAGACACUUAGUUUAACAUCAAAUCAGGAACUCCUGAAAGAAAGUGUGGCAGUGGAAAAGGAGAGGACAAAUGUUCAUAUCAAUAAAGCAGAAGGGUACUUGUAUCAAAUUGACCAAAUUGUGGAUCUCAUCACUCAGAUACGUAGUUGGUUGCUUAAAGUUGAGCACCGUGAUCCAAAGAGUGGUGCCCCAAUCCCUCCAUACUUUCGAUGUCCGUUAUCAUUAGAGCUCAUGCUAGAUCCUGUGAUCGUGGCUUCUGGUCAAACUUAUGAUAGGGUGUCCAUCCAAAAGUGGCUUGAUCAUGGGCUGACCUUUUGCCCUAGGACCCGUCAAACACUCUCUCAUACAAAUUUUAUUCCCAAUUACACUGUCAAAGCCAUGAUAGCAAAUUGGUGUGAGGAAAACAAUGUAAGAGUUUCAGGCCACUCUGACUGUAAUAAUCAUGUCUUAGCCUCAUCACAUCAUGAUUUAUUGCACUUGGAUAGUUUUCGUAACCGUUGCUCUUUGCACAGAAGCAAUUCUACGUCAAGAUCAUCUGUUGAAGUUGGAAAUGGAUUUGAGAAAAAGGUCAUUGGUGUUUCAUCCAGGUUAAGUGGUGAAGAAUUUAACCGUUAUAAUGUCAUGGGGACUGAAAGCUUUGAACAUCCAUCCCAUGGACAUUCAUAUAUACAUAGCAGGAGUGAAUCGACCUCAAGUGCCAUUUCCAGUAUUGAAUAUGUGCCUCCAGUAUCAGAUGAGAUGUUGAAGCUAUCAACCAAGCAUGACAAUGUGAAUGACUUGUCAGGAGAGAUAACAUCUGAAUGCCCUGCUGCGUCUCCUUCAAAUAACAUAAAGGGAUCGUCUCCCUGCUCAUCAGGAAUGCAAUUUCACAGUCCUAAAACACAAGUAGAUAUGGCCAGCAAUGGAAGCCAUAACUAUAGCAGAACAAACUCCCUUCAGUUUUCUGACUCAGGAUCUCAUGAUCUAACUAAGACUUCUCAAGUCAAGAAGUUGGUUGAAGGGCUUAAAAGCCAAUCAAAUGAAGUAAAGACUAAAGCAGCUGAAGAACUAAGGCUUCUAGCAAAGCACAACGUUGAGAAUCGCAUCAUUAUAGGCCAUUCUGGUGCUAUCAGACCAUUACUUUCAAUGCUGUCCUCAGAAGUGAAGCUAACCCAGGAGCACGCUGUCACAGCCUUGUUGAACCUCUCAAUCAAUGAAGAGAAUAAAGCCAUUAUUGCAGAAGCAGGAGCAAUAGAACCAAUUAUUCAUGUUUUAAGAUCAGGAAAUGAUGGCGCCAGAGAGAAUUCUGCAGCCGCUCUAUUUAGCCUCUCUGUUUUAGAAGAAUACAAAGCCAAAAUAGGCCGUUCAGGUGCAGUCAAAGCCUUGGUGGAUCUUCUUGGCUCUGGGACUUUAAGAGGAAAAAAGGAUGCAGCCACUACCUUGUUUAACCUUUCGAUCUUUCAUGAAAACAAGGCUCGUAUAGUUCAAGCUGGAGCUGUGAAGUAUCUUGUUGAGUUGAUGGAUCCUGUCACGGGGAUGGUUGACAAGGCAGUCGCUCUUCUUGCAAACUUAUCAACAAUCGGCGAAGGUCGCAUGGCCAUUGCAAAAGCAGGAGGCAUCCCAUUGCUGGUUGAGGUUGUUGAAUCAGGAUCUCAAAGAGGAAAGGAGAAUGCUGCCUCCAUACUGAUGCAGCUGUGCCUUAAUAGUCCCAAGUUUUGUACCCUUGUUUUGCAAGAAGGGGCUGUUCCUCCACUUGUUGCGCUGUCCCAAUCAGGCACCCCAAGAGCGAAGGAAAAGGCACAGCAACUUCUCAGUCACUUCCGUAGUCAGAGAGAAGCAUCUGCGGGAAAGGGUAGAUCAUAGAGACAAAUUUUGUUAGAUUUUUUUCAUAUAUAUAUUCUGCCCCGUGUAUUUUUCUGCAUGAAGAUGAUCCCUGGGAAAUAAUCUUCCAUGUCUCUAGUCUUCAGCCAUAUUUAUUUCCCUGGGAGUCAUGAUUUAUUUUCAAUAGGAAAGAGAGGAGUGUUAGUGUGUUGGUUAGGAUUAGUUUUCCCAAGAAUAUAGCUUGUCCUAGUAUUCUGUGUGUGCAGUCACUGGAAGAAAAUUUCUUCAUUUUCUUUGAUUUUGUAAUUUCAUAAGUUAUUCAUAAUGUACAUAUCUUGUAUAUAUGUUGGAAACAGAGGAUAUUGAGGCCAUUCGAUUGACAGAAAAAUAUCUGAUUUUUGAUGGAUUAACUAAUAUGUUAUCGUGCAAGUAGUUCACUAGGAGGCACUGCAUCAGUAUCUGGUGCAUGCAUUCUUGAUGCAUGUGGAUAUUGAAAUAUGAAAAAACAGCUGGAAAACGACGUCCAUCUGCGAUUUGGUGUUGCCCGCAGAUUAGCAGAAAUAUGCUUUGUUAAUUCAGCAACAAAGGUGCUGCUCCUUGGUGCUGGGAAGUGAUAACCUGUUGGAGGCUUUCUUCUCCAUGUGACUGCUUUCUGGCUGUUGUUGAUUUCUUGUGCACGCCUUUUGCUCUCUUCCCAUUUUUCUCUUACCUCCAAAACAGAGAAGUCGAUAGUGAUGAGAGCCCUUGAAAGGUACUCUCAUUUCUCAGAAAUUUAUCAGAGAACAUGGGAGAGAAAAAUGAAUCCCUCUCAAGAUUCA
This is a messenger RNA of Populus euphratica (Euphrates poplar), 3997 nucleotides long. Its product is annotated as U-box domain-containing protein 3-like. NCBI's taxonomy places the organism in Eukaryota, Viridiplantae, Streptophyta, Magnoliopsida, Malpighiales, Salicaceae. Gene Ontology annotation, molecular function: protein binding; ubiquitin-protein transferase activity. Gene Ontology annotation, biological process: protein ubiquitination. The transcript is spliced from 5 exons. Bases 867 to 3221 code for a protein of 784 amino acids. The record is from RefSeq and is a predicted model, not a curated record.